Molecule: messenger RNA, 2946 nt
Organism: Cyclocybe aegerita
Lineage: Eukaryota; Fungi; Basidiomycota; Agaricomycetes; Agaricales; Hemipholiotaceae
Source: the annotation of a GenBank genome assembly
AUGUCUCCAGAGCAAGUUCGACAGGCUGCCGAAGCGUUGAACAGCAAGGGAAACGGGUUUUAUAGAGCUAACGACCUUCUAAAAGCUCAAGGCUGUUUUGCAGAGGCAUCCCAACUUGACCCUCAUGAACCAAAAUACGCGUCGAAUCAAAGCGCAGCUUUAUACGAGCGAGGAAAAUACGUCUCCUGCGUCAAGGCCACCAUUCGAGCAUGGCAGAUGCUCCGCGCUCAAAACACCGUCAACGGGAAACCGACAAGCCCUCCUGCUUCCAAUACUCUUGCGAUCAAGUUGGCAACAAGAUUAGCCAGGGCAAAGUUGCAUGGAUUCCGCAGUAGGGUGGUCCCUGUACAUCCUACUCCACUAGUCACCACAUCAACAAAUGGAUCGCAUGACACUCAGAAGCGCCUUACGGACAUUUAUGAACUCGAUAUGGAGCGAUUCGCCUUUUUGAAACGCGACGAAGGAGAUUCCAAGGUAGAGGAGAUGAAAGCUGCUUGGGAGCAGUGGAAGAUUGUCCGUGAUACGUACCUGCAACACGACGUUUCCUGGUGCAGCAAGAACCUGGCUGCUGCGAAGCGAUUGAGGGAUCUAGCAAUUUUCAAAUCGUCCAGCGAUCCGACACUCGAGUUUUUCAAAUUCGGCCACGACAAGGUCCGCUCCUUGGCCUACGGCUUCUCAGACCAGACCCAAGCCGACCUCGAGUUUAUGCGAAGGAGACUUUUCCAGUUCACCGACAAUGGCAUUCUAGAGUGGUCAUUUCUCUUCGGAGGAUCCGGCGAUGCGCGCCAUGUCUACGCAACGUUGGCAGACUUGGGACACAUAUUCACUAGACAACUCCACGAAACUCCAGUUGACUCGGUGAAUGUCCAUUUCACGCUUGUAGACAUUCAUCCAGCAAUGCUGGCGCGCACGAUUGUCAUGUUCGGUCUCUUCCGCAAGGUGCUCCAGCUUCGAGGCGUACAACACCAUGCAAGACGGGUAGAAUUCUAUGCCACUUUGUUCUUCCUUCAAACUUCGAUCCUUGUUCCAGAGUAUUGUCGCAUGAUAUUCCAGGAUACUGUCAAGAAUAUCGUAUCGGAGCUUGAGGGCGGACAAAAAGUUCUGACCAAGGGGAUCUACAUUAAUGAGCGCACACUUCCGGCAACCCUGGAGCUUCUCCGGUAUUGGUCAGUGCCACUCCUCAAAACGACGAAGGCACUGCUUGAAAGGAACAUCGGCGCGGACAAGGCUUCAAAAGACCUCUCAGAUUUGCAGUCACAUAAACCCCUGAAUCGCCAGGAGUGGUUAAAUCACCAUCAAAUGCAGCUCAACAACCGUCAAAUGGAAGUCGCUCGCAAAGACCAACAUUAUCGACCGUAUGAAGCGGAGGAUGUACCGGCAGAGUAUCUAUAUCCGUAUUACAGCCCACAUGUGGAGGCUGUAAUCUAUCAUCGCCUCAAGAUCCUGCUACCUCCAGAGGUGCUGUUGAAAGCUCGACACCCAGCGGUAUACCAGCUUGUAAAGGCCUACGACGAUGACAAUACGUCGGCCGAUGCUUGGAAUGCUGCCAGGAGGGAGGUUGAAGACACCUGGCAGCCCAAUCCUGUCAUUUUCGAUAUCCACACGCUGGCCAAUCCUCAAUUUGGCGGCCCACACGGAUACCCGAAAGUCCUUGCAGAGCCUUACUCGACGCUCAUGUCCUUCGGGCAGUUCGCUCGUCCACGCCCGCGCUCAAUGGAAUGCGACACUGACAUUACGCGCAAGUCGGGUUUCGACACCUACGCCCGGUUCUUCGAGCUCGUAAUCGAGGGGCUGGAGCCUUUCAGAGAAACCUUGAAGAUCGAGUUGCUCGCUGAGGACGUGAUAACUGGUGUGCCAAAGUUGAUGGCUGGCGAUCUGGGACAUCGACCCCCCAACCCUCCAGAGGAAUACAAGACGAUUUGGCUGAGCAAUGUCCCGGAUUAUACGCAUGGAUUCUUAAACACGGGUAUCCAUUUGACGCGUUUCUUGGAUCAAGAUUCAUUGGCUAUGUCCAACUGUCUCGUUAGUAUGGGCCACUACAAAUCAAUGGAUCACUUUUGCUGCAACUAUGUCCUUCUACGAGCGGAUCAAUUCCCUCGCUUUUUAGGCUGCUCCGUUCUCUCUCAUACAUUCCCUGUUGGUAACCAUAUGGCUCUCAAAUCACUCCCUCUUCCGCGUGCCCUGCAUGAGCUGGCAUCCAAAGACGACUUGCACCGAUGGCUCGCGCAUCUCCUACUCUGCACUUUGUCUAAUGGCAAGCGGAUGAUCCCCGACACGAAAUGGAUAGCGUUGCCAAACAAUCUCGGAGCUUUCAUCCACCUUCUUACACACCUCCACCGUGUUGGUUUUCCCUCUCAUUGGCUGGGCGACUUUUUGCAAUCCGUGGUGUCAGAUACGUUGUUCUGUGACGUGGAACCUUAUAACGGACACCUUCCCGUUCCAGUCUCGGAGAUCGACAGAAGGAUACCUCGGAGGAAAGUGCACCUGGGCGGAUGGCGAGCUGAGCUUGAAGUAAUCCUGGCUCUGGUUGCGGAUGUUGUCCCUUUUUCCGUUGGGAUAUCGCCUGAGUUCACCGCGAUUGAGGACAUAAUGAGAUGCGAGUGCGAUGCGCUCCUCCUUCCGGGGGCCGAAUGCAACAUCGGCAAAAUACACGCUUUGCUAUUCUUCGAUCCCUCACAGGAUUAUCACCCCGUUGGGAUCAUCAACAACUUGUCAGCCGUCCUUAACGGUAACUCCAGGAUGAAGAACGCGCGAUUCCAAAUCUUCCUCGGUCAGAACGAAAUUGACUUAUACCAGAAAAACGCUGUCAGUUGGAAAAUUAGUCGAAAGUGGCACAGGAAGAUGAAAGUAGAGGGCUGGAGUAUGAUAGUGUUCCGGACUGAUACCAGGAGUCCCGUAACGUUCCCAAUUUCUGUAGAGCGAUGGGUGGAGAGUGCCGAGGUAUAG